This is a messenger RNA of Cucurbita pepo subsp. pepo (vegetable marrow), 1464 nucleotides long. RefSeq names its product ARM repeat superfamily protein. Gene Ontology annotation, molecular function: deoxyhypusine monooxygenase activity. Lineage: Eukaryota; Viridiplantae; Streptophyta; Magnoliopsida; Cucurbitales; Cucurbitaceae. The record is from RefSeq and is a predicted model, not a curated record. Gene Ontology annotation, biological process: peptidyl-hypusine biosynthetic process.
CAAAAUUCUGCUGCGCUAAACUCGAAAGCUCUAACCUUCACGAUUUUCGCUCUGUGAAAAACUCUCCCUCCAAUUUCCAGUUCUCUACGAAAGGUCCAAUCUCAUGGCCUUUGUCAAUGGCGACGCAGAAAUCACCUCCUUCGCCUGCUCUUCAGAGAUGGAGAAGUUCCUCUGCGACCGCUUGAACGACCCUUCUCAGCCCAUUGCCGAGCGCUUCCGAGCUCUGUUCUCCCUCCGCAACCUCAAGGGCCCCGCCCCUCGCGAAGCCCUCAUUCUUGCGACUAGAGAUCCUUCGAAUUUGUUGGCUCAUGAGGCUGCAUUUGCAUUGGGCCAAAUGCAAGAUACAGAUGCAAUCCCAGCGUUAGUGACUGUUCUUAAUGAUCUUUCGUUGCACCCCAUUGUUCGGCACGAGGCAGCAGAAGCUCUUGGAGCUAUUGGCUCAGAGAGUAAUAUUUCUUAUUUGGAAAAGAGCUUGGCUUUAGAUCCUGCUCAAGAGGUUAAAGAGACAUGUGAAUUGGCCCUUAAGAGAAUUGAACAACUGAAAGAUUCUAGUAACGAAGGUGAAUCAUCCACAGUUGAAAAGUCGCCAUUUCUGUCUGUCGAUCCAGCUGCCCCAGCUUCUUCUGAUUCUUCAGUAUGUCAACUUAGGGAAAUUCUUCUGGAUGAUGAUAAGGGCAUGUAUGAGCGCUAUGCAGCACUUUUUGCUUUACGGAAUAAUGGCAAUGAUGAAGCUUUAACUGCAAUUAUCAACUCUUUAAGAUCCAAAAGUGCUCUGCUAAAGCAUGAGGUUGCUUAUGUAUUAGGCCAAUUGCAAAACAAAGCAGCUUCAGAUGCUCUCUCCAAUAUUCUUGAGGAUGUUAAUGAGCACCCAAUGGUUAGACACGAGGCUGCCGAAGCUCUUGGUUCCAUUGCAGACGAAAGAAGCAUAGCACUUCUCAAUGAGUUUGCAAAGGAUCCUGAGCCUAUUGUCUCGCAGAGUUGUGAGGUUGCACUAAGCAUGCUGGAGUAUGAAAGGUUGGGAAGAUCAUUUGAGUUCCUGUUCAUGCAAUCUCCUCAAGUGCAAUAAGUUGCAACAAACAGAAAAUAACAUCAAUUGCGAAGGCCAACAUGAAAGAAGAAUGUUUGGUAAUGACAUCCCUUCCACCUUGCUGUAAAGCCGAAGCAACUGCUGGUGUGAUUUAACGUUCAAAAGAAAAGAAUAUAUAGAUAAGGCAAAGAACAAGAAAUCAUUGAAUGCAUGCAUGCAUGCUCGAGGUAAGAAAAAGCAACAAAUUGGGAGAUGCUGAAAAGACAGGGGAAUAGGAGGAACUAGAUAGGUAUAUGUAUAGGUAUAGGCAUAGGGAUAGAGAUAGGUGAGAGAAGAAAGCUACGAUCAUACUCGAGCAAGCUCGUGAACCUAAUGAUGGUCUUUCUCUUCUGUUGCCAAACCGAUCCAUAAUAGAAUAGCCAAAUAGGCGAAGUAGC